This is a messenger RNA of Macrobrachium nipponense, 4673 nucleotides long. Its product is annotated as kinetochore protein NDC80 homolog. The record is from RefSeq and is a predicted model, not a curated record. NCBI's taxonomy places the organism in Eukaryota, Metazoa, Arthropoda, Malacostraca, Decapoda, Palaemonidae. The coding region runs from base 154 to 2055 and encodes 633 amino acids. Gene Ontology annotation, cellular component: Ndc80 complex. Gene Ontology annotation, biological process: attachment of mitotic spindle microtubules to kinetochore. The transcript is spliced from 12 exons.
AAGUAAACUCGAACGGGCCGCCAUUUUCAAAAUUGUUGUUUACAGUUUGAACAAGCAAUAACAAGAAAUAUUUUCUGGGAAAAAACGACCGUAGGAAAUUUUCGCGAGAGCUUACCACCAUCCCGCGAUCUGUAAGGCAAGAUAAAUGUGAAAAUGAGGAAAUCAAACUUUGGAUGUAGUUCUGUUCAACGACAGAAUGUCCUCAAGCCCAGGAACACUGAUAUGACCCCAAAUAGCCGGCUUAGUUCUGGAGUGAAGAAAGUAAGAGGGAGCACUGAAGGUAAUCAUCGUUUGUCACAGAUAACUGGUCGCUACACUCCAACACGAAGCAACAUUCCAAGAUACACUCCUGUUCGCAAUCUUGGCCCUUCUUCCAAUAAUUUGGUCCCACCAGCACCAUCUAGUGUCAGCAGGUUGUCUGUUGAGUCUGUUCGUAAUUCUAGUGUUGGGGGAAAGAACAGGAAGGAAACUCGACCUAUUGGAGAUCCUUCAUUCAAAAGUGAAUGCAUUGACAAGGUUUUAGACUUCUUGGUUGCCAAUGGCUAUAAUUAUGAGAUUCAUCGACGAAAUCUCCUUAACCCAUCAACCAAAGACUUCGCACAAAUAUUUACAUUUAUAUACCAUCAUAUGAAUCCAACGCACACCCUUCCACAUAAAUUAGAAGAAGAAAUCCCACAACUGAUGAAACUUUUGAAGUAUCCUAAUCAGUUGUCAAAGUCAACUUUCAUAUCUGUUGGGUCUCGACACACUUGGCCUACUGUUUUGGCGAUGUUGGCAUGGAUGAUAGAUAUCAUCGGCAUUUAUGACAUCAGCGAUCCACUUUCCAUAGCAUUUCCAUGUGACUUUGACAUUGAAUCCUCCAUCAUAAACAAAAAAGUAUCAAAGUUUUUUGAUAUCUAUGAGUGUGAUGACGAAGAUGAAGUUUUGAAACAGCACGAGGAAUACUACCAUGCCCUGGAAGAGCUCUUUGAGAUUCGAACACAAGAUAUGAUUAGUCAACAAGAAUAUAGUGAAAAGCUGGAUGAAGAAAUAUCCAUAGCUAGCAGAGGCCCUGAGAGAUUGGAACAACUACAAACUCAGUUUGAACAGCUUUUGAUUGACAAGGAGAAAAUGGAAUGUCACAUUAAAGAAAUUCAAGUUCACGUAACAGCCAAGGAAACUGAAAAAGCUCAGCUGGAGUGCACACAUGCAGAAUUUAAAGCAGAAGCAUCACAGCUGAAUGAAGACCAACUUAGACUUGAGGCCAUCAAAGCAAAACAGGCGCUGAGUGCUGGUGAGCUAGCGAGAUUCAAAAAUCAUGCAAAAGAUGUUGCUGUACUUAUAACCCAGUUACAAGCCCAAGGUAACGAGAUGGAUUCUCAGAUUUGGAAUUUACAGAUGUCAUUGGGAAAGUCUCAGAAAGAACUUUCUGAUAAAGUAUCGAGUCACAACUCCUUAGUUACUGAGCUUGAACUUGGUGAAGCAUUUGAAAUUGACUGUAGUAACAUUGCAGAUAAUAUGCAGUAUUGGAGAAAACAAUUAAUUAGCGGCCUCUAUGAGUCUAAAAAGAACACAAAGCAUGCAAGCUAUGAUUCACAGAGUAACAAAUUGAGAAAAGACGAGGAGCUGGCAGUGGUUCAAGAGAAUUUGAAGGAGAAGAAAGGUGAAAUUGAGAAAUUGGAAAGUAAACUUCGAAGAGUAGAAGAAGACAUCACCCUGACUAAGAGUGAAAUUCUGAAUGAGGAAAAAGAAAUGCAGCAGGAAAAUGAACGUCUUCACCAACAGAUAAUUGAAGCUCGGAAAGGCCAGAAAUCAUCAUUGUAUCAAAAGCAGUAUUGUGUAGACCAGGCUAAGGAAGAAUUAGAGGCUACUAAAGCGCAUGGAAAAGAGAGGAUGAUUUUGGGAGCGGAAUUUCUUGUUAAAGUUUGCAAUCGCACUCUUGAAGAUUUAGAUUUUAAGACAUCUGCUACAGGACAGUUUAAGGAAAAUGUAACAAAGUGUUGUAAAGAAUUACUGGUGAAUACAAAAAAUUUGGUGAAUGUGGGGAACUUAAUGACUAAUAAGUGUGAGAAAUAAGGAUACAUCAAAUAUGAACAUUGCAUCAUUCUUUUAUUACAGCAAAUUUUACAGAAGAGUAAGUAAAAAGGGGAAAUGGACGGACAUGAAGUGCAAGGGCAAAAGAAGUAGUGCAGUAAAUCAGAAAGAGAUUCCUAAUUUUGCACUAAAAGGAUGGAAAAUCAGCAAUGAGUACAGAAUUGUAAAAGGAAUGGAUGAUGAAAUCUCCCAAGGAGCUAAUGAAGGCAUUUAGAUUUGGACUUGGGACCAAGUAGUAAUUGUUCUUUCACUUUAGUAAUCCAUAAAUGUAGAAAAACAACACACAAAAUAAAUUUGUAGCUAUUACCAAUAGGCUUUCCCAGGUGUUAAUACACCUGUUUAAUGCCGCAUGACUGGUUGCACUUUAAGAGAUGUUUAAUUUUUGCAGUUAAAUGACAUUCCUUAAGAUUUUCUGAGGCAUCCAUUAGGUUCCAGUUGCAUUAAUUUUUGUUUAUAUAUGUUACAUUUGGGGUCUUUUCCCCUAGCUAUCCAAUAACUAUAAGAAGAAAUAUGACAUUUUUGGGAACUUUAGUCAUUCAUAAUGAUAACGAACUAAGGUAUUCUAGGUUUCCAGGUACCUAAUGUUUUGCUCUUGUGAGGCUAAAUUGGAGUUUUCACUUUUCCUGUACAGUAGAUGAAGAGUUCCAUAUGAUUUGUAAGCUCUCCCUGUCUCUAUUUUGCCAUCCCUAGAAAUAUAUGAUGUUCCAUACUUCUGCAAAAUGCUCAGAUUUUGUCCCCAUAAGUUUUAUAAUGUGAAUUUCAUUUCAUGUAAGAAUAGUUUUCUUUAUUGAAACUUUUCCACUAAUGAUCUUUAUUUUAAUGGCUUUAUUUCACAAAAAAUAAAGUCUAAAAAUACAGGUAUUGGAUGAAACAUUUCAAUAAAAAUGUUUUAUCCAGUUGCCAUUUUUCAGUUUAAUUUUCAGAAUAUGUACAGUAUUGAUCUCUGCUUUUGUUAGAUUGUACAUGUGUUACCCUUUUCUCUCCCUCUCUCGCUCUCUUCAUUUCAGCUGAGCUGUACAUUUUUAAGUGUCCUACUUGUCAUUAAAGGAAUUGGGGUUUUGUCUUGUUUUGCUUUUGAUAUUUCUCCAUUUUUCAGGUUUGUUUGAUGAUAUUUGAUAUAAUGUUCCUUGCAGUGACGCUUUGUUUUGCUGUUUCAGCAUUAUAUGUGAAUUCAUUGAACUUGAUAGAUUAGGCUUUUGUUUACCAGCACUGACUUUUUCCAGCAGUCAGUAGCCAUAUUUGAAUUGUGUAAGUAAUAUUUUUUUUUUUUUUUUUUUUUUUUUAGAAGAUAGGUCAUACAAUCCUGUGGAGAAAGUUUCAUGCUCAAAGCUAUUCCAUAUUGCUUUAAGCCCUCACAAGAUCAAGUAAAACUUCACAUUUGAUUUUUCAAGUUUUUACAACCUUUGCAUAGGUGCUCACUUUUAAUUCUCAGAAGAGUUUUUGCUACUUAUUUCUAAGAGUCUUCUUGAAGUCUGUCCUGAAAAUAUUUCGUUUUACAAAAUGUAUAUAUAAAAUGUGCUUGUUUAUUCAAAAUAUGGUGUCUUUGCAUAAGUUUCUUUAAAGUAUGCUUGUUUCUUUUCAGUAAGUUUCAUGUACUGUAUUAUAGACUUCUUUUCAGUCUUUGAGUGUAGUAGAUUCUCCUAAUAACAGACUGAAGGUUUUGCAUAGGUACUUUUAGAAAAUGCCUUGAGUACAAUGUUUUGGGUUUAGCUUCAGGUAUGGUUUUUCACAUUCCAGCUCCAUUAAUUUCGGUUAAAAACAUUAGAUUGGUCUGUACGUAUAUGUGUAAAACACAUUUUAAGGGAAAGGAACAAGAUAAUUUAAAAAUUCAAUCUUGUUUUUACCCUUUCUCUUUUGAUUGUGUGAAUGUGAUCUGGGUGCUCAUAGUAGUCGGUGUCUAUCUUUCUGUCCGUAAGCGUGAUGUAUGUUAAUAUUCAAUUUAACUGCUUUUUUGUGUUUACCCCUAGUUUACUUUCCUGCCUUUGUUCAUAUCAUGGAGGUGUAUUUAUAUAUUUUUUAUUUCAGUUUUCAUUUUAAUUUCUUGUAUAAAAUAGUGAAAGUGUGCAAAAUGAAGUUUUGUAAUGAAGCAUAAGAAAAACACAACCAACUAAUUAUAACAGGAAAAUCACAGUAGAUGGAGAACAUAAUUGGCUACCACGAAGGGUGCUUUGGAAAAAAGCAUUUACUAAGUAAAAUAUAUUGUGCUUUUAAGACCCUGUUGUUUCUCCCUCUAGCACUGAGCUAAUGAACUGUCAGUUGUUUCCCAUUCAUUGAGAUGAGCAUACUUAAGAAUAUUAAUAUUAAGUUAUUCUGAUAACAGACAAUUGAACUAGAAAAGUUAGGUAAUGGUCUGUUAUUGUGGGAGUCUGCUAACAAGAGCAUGCUUUGAAUUGCUUAUGAUGAAUGUGUAGUAUACGUAGUCUAUUCAUAUGCCCUUCUCAGAUUUUAGUUUUAAUUUUUUUUUUUUUUAGUACAUUUGGUAAAGGAUACAAAUAAAAUUUUUUAAGCUUUGUAUUAAUGGGAGUCAAGUGUUAAAUUUUGUAUAUAGGAUGAAAUUUUCAUAAAUAUAUUUUAUUAAUGUAUGAAUGGUUUGAAUAAAA